AUGGUGUCUAUUUCCGAUCUUCUAGCAUGCAAACCUCUUGACUUGAAACCUUAUGAGGAGUUGUACAAACAUUAUCAUGCCAACCCGGAGCUGUCCAAUCAGGAGAAAGAGACGGCAGCAACCACAGCAAAGCAUCUUUCGAGAGUCUCAGAUAUUAAGAUUACGACCAAUAUAGGCGGCUAUGGCCUUGCAGGCGUUUUCCAUAAUGGUUCUGGUCCAACUGUCCUCCUUCGCGCCGAUAUGGAUGCACUGCCCGUUAAGGAGCUGACGAAUCUUCCCUACGCGUCUACAGUGACACAAGUCAGCCAACGAACCGGCGACGAAUUGCCCGUAAUGCACGCCUGCGGCCACGAUCUCCACCUCACUUGUCUAUUGGCCGCUACCGAGCAUCUCUGCGCCGUGCGCUCUUCGUGGUCAGGCACACUCGUUGUUCUCUUCCAGCCUGCCGAGGAACGCGGCACUGGCGCUCAAGCGAUGGUUGACGACGGGCUCUACGACAAAAACAAGCACAACAUCCCAGUACCUGAUUAUGUCUUAGGUCAGCAUGUAAUGGCGCUUCCAGCAGGCAAGAUCGGCAGCAGGGUAGGCACCAUUAUGGCAGCAGCAGACAGUUUCAAAGUGACCGUGUUCGGCCGCGGCGGUCAUGGCAGCAUGCCGAACCGCACAAUCGACCCCGUUAUGAUGGCGUCGAACAUUGUAGUCCGACUGCAGAACAUUGUAAGUCGAGAAACGGAUCCAAGCGACAUGGCGGUCGUAACGGUUGGAUAUUUGAGAGGCGGGCACACCGAGAACAUCAUCGUCGACCAUGCUGAGCUCGGCAUUGACAUCCGAACUAUCAACAAGACCACGCGCGACAGAGUCAUUGCAUCUAUCAAGCGCGUUGUUCAUGCGGAGUACAUUGCCGCUGGGGCGCCCAAGGAACCCACCAUCGAAGAAACGCGGUUCUUCCCUGCGACGGACAAUGAUGAGGACAUGGAAAACAAGCUUGCUAGCAGCUUUGGGGAUUUCUUUGGCGACGCGUUUGAUCCGCGAAUUGCGCGGACGAAUGCAAGUGAGGACGUCUCAAUUCUGGCUACCAGUCAGGGAAAGCCCAGCCUGUUCUGGUUCUUUGGAGGCUGCGAUCCUGACCUUUAUGCGCAGAAGGAGAGGGAGGGAAGGUUGAUAGAAGAUAUUCCGCAGAAUCACUCGAGCGGUUUUGCGCCAGUCAUUCAGCCCACGCUGAAGACGGGGGUGGAUGCGCUUUGUGUGGCUGCAUUGACGUUUCUUGCGAGGAAAUGA
Messenger RNA from Didymosphaeria variabile, 1278 nucleotides. RefSeq lists its product as uncharacterized. Bases 1 to 1278 code for a protein of 425 amino acids. Gene Ontology annotation, molecular function: hydrolase activity. Lineage: Eukaryota; Fungi; Ascomycota; Dothideomycetes; Pleosporales; Didymosphaeriaceae. The record is from RefSeq and is a predicted model, not a curated record. The transcript has a single exon.